CGUGCCGUAUAAAAUAACACCUCCUCAGACCGUCGACGAGAAGCGCGCCGACUGUUGAAAAGUGCUGCGUAGUCGCGAGACUACGAAGGAUCGAUUGGAGCGCGUGUUGACGUCGUCGUCGUCAUCGGCGCGACUAUAUAUCUUCGUGUCUCGCGUGGAUAUACAAUCUCUCUCGGAGUCUUCCUGGUGACGUUUUGCAAAAGAUUAGAGACGGGAUCGCGAUUUUCAGAGCUACGCCGCGAAAUGAUGUAACUCACGCCGAUUCCGCGAAAAUCGGAGUAACAUGCGUUUGAACGCCACGGCGUUACGUAACCAGCCGGCCUAGCUAACGACUAUCGCUUUUCCCGCAGUGCGCCUUAACCGAUACGCCACGGGAAAACAACGCGCGCUUCCAAAAUCCCUCCCAUCUACGAACGUCCAACAACCAGCAACAUUUCAUUUGAGGAAGGAGGUGUUCAUAACGUAUCAAAAUCAUGCAACCGUCAGCCGCAGCCGUUAUCUGUUACUCGUGGCGUGAGAUCGCGGCCACUGAGCGAUGUCACCUCGACGAAGGUGGAGACAAUACCACUCCUAAGUCCCACAAUGGAGUCCGAAUUUUUGAAAGAACCUUGGAUAUUCCCGCACACAAAGAUAAAUUCUUCUACGAGAGAAGAGGCCACCGCGGCAUUUCCCGCUUGGGAGGAGGACUUUCAGGAUCUGAGCAGUUGGUGCAUGGAUACGUUUCAGGCUCAAUGCGAUUUUCAUAUAGGUGAAUCGACUACGUUUAAACUAUCAGGUACAAAAUACGAGGGUAACGGUGUUUCGACUGUAGAAGAAGAGGGGACAUUAAAGGAUUUGAAGAGUACUGAUGAUGAAGAGCUGAAUUUGAAAAUGAAUACCGUUAAGACGAUUGAAGAUUCAAGUGACAAUAGUCAUCUGUUGCUAUCUCCACCGGAACUGGUUAACGAUUACGGAUUAAAGUAUAAUAACGAGGAGAAGAAGGCAACCAGCUCGUGGUUAAUGUCACCCGAAUCUAUAGCUUCUACAAGUACCGCGUCGAGUAAAAAACAUAACGCAGAUGCCGAUGCGUUGCUCCAACCCGAGUAUCGCGCGAACGGCGAUCUGGCUUGCCCGACUUCAUCGUUCGACCCCACCGCAAAUCAGCGCGAAACGUUUGAUGAGCUAUGUACGAUCGAGACGACCGGAUCGGACACGUUCGACCUACUGUCGUACCUCUGCGACGAUGAAAUGCGUUCACUGGAAGGCAGCAUUUCCACCGAUUCCUCAUCCAUGCUGAAACUCAAAUUGCACUCGACGGUGUUGCCACCGUUAUUUUCGCGUACUUCUUCCGCGAAGGUAAAGGAGGAGGAGGAGAUCAACGAACCGACGAUAUCAACACGUCGGAGGAUGUCAACACGUGCAUCGUCGACAGUGACCUCGUCGUCGACCUCGUCGUCGGUGGAAGCUCCCGUAGUGUCAUCUCGUAGAUCAGAGAGGAUGAGGACCAUUAGUACCAAGGCCGCUAGUAACAAGGAAAGGGAGAUAAGCGUUAGAACAAAGACGAGGGACAAGAACGAAAGGAAGAGGUACUACGAAGAGAGCGAUUCCGAGGACGAUUCCGAUAUCACCCUGUUGCAGUAUAGGGAGUGUCGAGAGAAAAACAACGAGGCGUCGCGAAGAUCGCGGAUGAAUAAGAAAGCCAAGGAAUCGGAAAUGACCAUUAAGGCGGUCAAGCUGGAGAGGGAUAACAAGGUACUGAAGAUGAAGGUCGAGGAGCUGGAGAAAUUGGUGACGUCGAUGCGCAACGCGUUAUUACGAUCUGCUUUAAAAGGGGUGUUUUAAGAGUACACGCGUUACUUAAUAUCUAGACGUAUGUACUGUACACACGAGUUGCCGCGCGCGCAAAUUCAUUAAUAACUUAUAUACACUUUUCGUUUUUUUUUAUGGCAUAUGCCAUCUCAUCACGCAAUGUCUACAGGAAUUAUGUAAACUUUAAUGUUAACUUAUUUGUCUUAAUGGGAUUAUAACGACGCACUUGAGGCUUAUUAUUACUCGUUACCUUGAUGCUGUUUUAUCGAGAGACGUUUUUUUAUUGACACAACGUUUCCCUAUAAAUAUCUAUAUCUUGUACAAUUAAUUUGUUCCGACUAAACUAAUCACGGACAAGUGAUAGAUUAAUCGUACUAUUUGCUGCGCAACACGCGUUAAACAUUUAACGUUUAGCUUGCUAUAUGUCGGUACACGGAGAUACUAUAUAUUAUAAGCAAGAGUUUAUUUUGUUAUUACGAAAGA
Messenger RNA from Formica exsecta, 2271 nucleotides. RefSeq lists its product as uncharacterized. Gene Ontology annotation, molecular function: RNA polymerase II cis-regulatory region sequence-specific DNA binding; DNA-binding transcription factor activity, RNA polymerase II-specific. The record is from RefSeq and is a predicted model, not a curated record. Gene Ontology annotation, biological process: regulation of transcription by RNA polymerase II; DNA-templated transcription. NCBI's taxonomy places the organism in Eukaryota, Metazoa, Arthropoda, Insecta, Hymenoptera, Formicidae. The transcript has 5 exons. The coding region runs from base 583 to 1821 and encodes 412 amino acids.